Molecule: messenger RNA, 525 nt
Organism: Penicillium diatomitis
Lineage: Eukaryota; Fungi; Ascomycota; Eurotiomycetes; Eurotiales; Aspergillaceae
Product: endosulfine family protein
Exons: 3
Coding region: 1-525 (174 amino acids)
Cellular component (GO): cytoplasm
Molecular function (GO): protein phosphatase inhibitor activity
Source: RefSeq, a predicted model, not a curated record
AUGAACCCUCACCAGCAGAACAAAGUCGACAUUAGCUCGAUGACCCCAGAUGAGCAGCGGCUGCUGCGCAUGUACGGCAAGAUGCCCACCAAAAAGGACUUGCUUCAGAACAAGCUCAAGGAGCGCAAGUACUUCGACUCGGGCGACUACGCCCUCAGCAAAGCCGGCAAAGCCUCAGACGUCGGCGUCACCAGCAUUGGCUCUCGCCAUCCCGUCCCAGAAAACAUCCCCCAUCUCACAGCCACUUCACCCGGUGCCAACAAUCCCGGCGGUAAUGGCGGUAGCACCGCCGGCAUUGGGCAGCAGAUGCCCGGUAGCAUCAGUGGACACCCAGGAUCCAUCGGUUUCCAGAGCCGAUCCCCCGUGAAAGAAGGCGGAAGCUUCCUGCACCGGGGCUCAAGUCUGAGCGAGGAGUCGUCGACCAUGGACACCGAAGGCGGAGAUAACAAUACCGUCAAGAAUCAGGGCGAGGAAUCUAGUGUGAGCCCUCCUCCUGGUAGGCAAGGUGUGCCCAUCCACCAGUAG